Molecule: messenger RNA, 5177 nt
Organism: Syngnathoides biaculeatus (alligator pipefish)
Lineage: Eukaryota; Metazoa; Chordata; Actinopteri; Syngnathiformes; Syngnathidae
Product: sodium/calcium exchanger 1-like
Exons: 17
Coding region: 189-3023 (944 amino acids)
Biological process (GO): calcium ion import across plasma membrane; cell communication; sodium ion transmembrane transport
Cellular component (GO): sarcolemma; axon; postsynapse
Molecular function (GO): calcium:sodium antiporter activity
Source: RefSeq, a predicted model, not a curated record
CCGGAACGGAGCUCCGUCGGUGGGCGUGCCGGCCUCCUCGUCGCCCCGGGCCUGGAGCUCCUCGUCUCUGGACGCCGUGGAAGCGUUGGACUCCGAGUUGAGCCGGAUGCGGCCCGACAUCGCUGCCGACGAAAAGUUGGGAUCGCCCCUCUCGCAAGUCCGCUUGGAAGUCGUGCGGAACCGUCAGAAUGUCCCCGCCUGGUUCUUACCUGUCCUCUUCCUCCUCCUUUCUCGGAAUAUGCGCCGCCUCACUUGCGCUCCUGUCCUGCGCUGGAUGCGUCGGCGCGCAUUCGCCUGAAAAGAACUGCUCCGCCGGGGGAGACGCGUGUCAGGAUGGUGUGCUCCUACCUGUGUGGAACCCCCAAAAUCCAUCGGUGGGGGACAAAGUGGCCCGGGCUAUCGUGUACUUUGUAGCGCUCGUGUACAUGUUCUUGGGGAUGAGCAUCAUCGCGGACCGAUUCAUGUCCUCCAUAGAGGUCAUAACAUCCCAGGAGAAAGAGAUAACCAUCAAGAGGCCCAACGGCGAGACCACCACCGCUACUGUCAGGAUCUGGAACGAGACUGUUUCCAAUUUGACCCUCAUGGCUUUAGGCUCCAGCGCUCCCGAGAUCCUGUUGUCUGUCAUCGAGGUAUGCGGCCACAACUUCUCCGCGGGCGCUCUGGGCCCGAGCACCAUCGUGGGCAGCGCCGCUUUCAACAUGUUCGUCAUCAUCGCGCUGUGCGUCUACGUGGUGCCCGACGGCGAGACGCGCAAAAUCAAACACCUGCGGGUGUUUUUCGUCACGGCCGCCUGGAGCAUCUUCGCCUACAUUUGGCUGUACCUCAUCCUCAGCGUCUUCUCCCCGGGCCAAGUCGAGGUAUGGGAGGCAGUGCUAACCUUCCUCUUCUUCCCCCUCUGCGUGGUCCAGGCCUGGGUGGCCGACCGCCGACUUCUCUUCUACAAGUACACCCGCAGGCGUUACCGCGCCGACAAGCACCGCGGCGUCAUCAUCGAAACGGAAGGGGGGCCGGACGGGGACGUGGGUGGGGGCGGGAUGCCGGGCCAGGGCGGCUUCACCAAAAUGGACAUGCUGGAGCUGGACGGCCAGAUGGCGCUCAACUGCCACGGCGCCUUGGACGGCGGACUGACAGAAGAGGGCUUGGCCAAGGAUGAGGAGGACGAGGCCCGGCGGGACAUGGCCAGAACGCUGAAGGAGCUGAAGCAGCGGCACCCCGAUAAAGACAUGGAGCAGCUCAUUGAGAUGGCCAACUAUCAGGUUCUGAUGCAGCAGCAGAAGAGCCGAGCGUUCUACCGCAUCCAAGCUACCAGGAUGAUGAUCGGAGCCGGAAACAUCCUCAAGAAGCACGCCGCUGACCAGGCUCGCAAGGUGGUGAGCAGCCACGAGACGCAAGCCCAAGAAGACGACCCGCACACAGUCCGACUGGAGUUCCAGCCGGCUUUGUACCAGUGCUUUGAGAACUGCGGCUCCCUAAAGCUGACCGUCGCCAGACACGGAGGAGAUGCCGGAGUCACCGUCAAGGUGGACUACCGCACCGAGGACGGCACGGCCAACGCCGGCUCCGACUACGAGUUUGCCGAGGGGACACUUUUGUUCAAGCCGGGCGAGACCCUCAAAGAGAUCACAGUGGGGGUGAUCGACGACGAUAUCUUCGAGGAGGACGAGUACUUCUACGUGCACCUGAGCAACCCCCGGUUGGUGGGCUACCCCGAGAUCAGCACGUCCCCUCUUGACGCCGGGUCGGCCCCCAAAGCCGUGCUGGGCGAAAAUCACACGGCCACGGUGACCAUUUACGAUGACGACCACGCUGGUAUCUUCACCUUCGAGACCACCAGCCAGCGGGUGAGCGAGAGCGUGGGCCUGAUGGAGGUGAAGGUGCUGCGGACGUCCGGGGCUCGGGGGCUGGUGGCCGUCCCCUACCGGACGCUGGACGGCACCGCCAGGGGGGGCGAGGACUACGAGCCGGCGUCGGGCAAGCUGGAGUUCCAAAACGACGAGACCAUGAAGAUCAUCGAGGUGAGGAUUAUCGACGACGAGGAGUACGAGAAGAACAAGACCUUCACCAUCGAGCUGGGCGAGCCGCUUCUCUUGGAGAUUGGACAGAAGCACGGAGAUUCCAACGAAAACAAGCCGGCGGUGGGGGCGGAAGAGGAGGAGGUGGCCAAGAUGGGGUGCCCCAGCCUGGGGGAGCACACGCAAGUCGAGGUCGUCAUCGAGGAGUCGUACGAAUUUAAGAGAGCAGUGGAUGUGCUUUUGGAGCAGCGUAGCAAGAGUACAGUGGACAAGAUGAUCAAGAAGACCAAUCUUGCCUUGGUGGUGGGAAGCAGCAGCUGGAGGGAGCAGUUUGUCAAUGCGGUGACUGUCAGCGCAGGGGACGACGACGACGACGAGAGCGGCGAGGAGCGCCUGCCGUCGUGCUUCGACUACAUCAUGCACUUCCUGACCGUCUUCUGGAAGGUUCUGUUCGCCUUCGUCCCGCCCACCGAGUACUGGAACGGAUGGGCCUGCUUCAUCGUUUCCAUCUCGCUGAUCGGCGUGCUGACGGCCAUCACCGGCGACCUGGCGUCGCACUUCGGCUGCACGGUGGGGCUGAAGGACUCGGUGACGGCGGUGGUCUUCGUAGCGCUGGGGACGUCCGUGCCAGACACGUUCGCCAGCAAGGUGGCAGCCAUCCAGGACCAGUACGCCGACGCGUCCAUCGGCAACGUGACGGGCUCCAACGCAGUCAACGUCUUCCUGGGCAUCGGCGUGGCGUGGACCAUCGCCGCCGUGGCCUGGCGCGCCCGGGGCCAGACCUUCCGAGUGGACCCGGGCAACCUGGCCUUCUCCGUCACCCUCUUCACCAUUCUGGCGUCCAUGUGCGUGGCCACGCUGCUCUACCGGCGGCGCGGCGCCACCGCCGGGGGCGAGCUGGGCGGGCCGAGGACUUGCAAGUUGCUGACCUCGCUCUUCUUCGUGUCUCUGUGGCUCGUCUACAUCCUCUUGGCGUCCCUGGAGGCCUACUGCCACCUGCCAGCCUUGUAGACGGUCUUACGGACGAGCGCGCAGGUACCGUCUCCCGGCGCCGGUCUGCUUCGUCACAGUGCCAAGACGGGAGAAGGAGAAGUUACGCGCUCCGGACUGAAGAAAAGGUUCACGAGGACACGGAAAAUUGGGGUGGGAAUCACUCACUCGUUCACCCAGUCACUAAAAUAGAGAUUUGUGUCUCGAUGGUUCCCGCACCAAAACUCCCUUGUCACAACAAAGGGCUUCAGCGGACAUUUUUAGGAACUAACUCAAGCUGCUCUAUUCAAAAUACCUUUGGCGUGAUUCGGGAGCAGGGAAUGAGUGAGUGAUUCCCAACGCGCCGAUCGUUCACUCAUUCCCUAAUCCCUCCAAAAGUGUUUUAUCAUACGGCGGCGCGCUUAAAAAUCCUUUCAAUUUGUCGACUGGAAUCCUUGACUGAUCCCGGCGAAAGUACGUAUGUUCGGCGGCAGCUGUAAUGACACGUAAAACGGCCAGCAGGUGGCGGCGUUGUGCCACUUUGGAUUUACGACGAGCCGGUCACGCGGACAGAAUUUAUUUCGACGGCCUCAACUCAGUGAGUCGCAGUAGUAAGUAGAAACCCUGUUGCCAUAUUGCGGAACGAGUGAACGACCGCCGCCGCGCACGAAAAGCCACGGACGUGCAAACUCCGGCCACGCGGCGAGUCAGCGCCGGCCUCGUGACGUCUCUUAAGUGUAUAUCUGUAAAUGAAUUAUGGCUUUGCCACCAAACGCCCUUUCUCAGUCUUGUUUUUGUUUUUUUUCAUCGCUUCAGGUGUCACUGCUGAUUGCUUAAGAAUGGGGGGGAAAAAAUUUGAACCGGUGAAAGUAUUUCUUUCGCUUAAAUCGUCACGAAGGAGUUCAUGAUGUCGUGUCGAUUAUGGAUCAACGUCAGCUGGUUGACCUAACGUGAUAAAAGAUGAGACAAAUACAUGAACUAUAAUAACAUUGUUUUUUUUUCAUUUUGUUUUUUUUUUUUUAAUUUUUAAGCUGUUUUACAAAAUGAAUCCGAACUUUGCACUUUAUGUCCGUCCGUCUUGGACACUGGUCACCCUCUAAUUGGAGGUAGAAGAAACCACCGCACCUGAGGAAAAUCAACCCGAGUUGCCCUUCAGUGCAAUGAACGAAGAUUAGCAACAGAAAUAGCAUCUCUUAGGGAGAUUUUUUUUCCCCGCAGAUCAUUUAAAAAUCAUACAAAUAAUAAUAAUAAUAAUCUCCUCUAGCUAGGAACUAUUUUAUCUUCCUGCGUAACUUCAUCGAUGCGCCCUCUUCACAUGAGUCUGGUUCACUAUUAUUCACAAAGUGCUUCUGUUCCAAACAAGCGUUAAAUCAUCUUUUUUUGUGUGUGUUUGUUUCUUGUGUUUUUAUUGUAGCAGUUUGACCUGCAAAGAAGCCAUCAGAAAACAGAACAGUGAUGAAAAAAAAAAAAAAUGAAUUUUGUAUGUGCGCGCACGCAUUUCUUUCACGAGUGUGUCGAUGCAUGAAUUGAACACAUUCAGGACAGACUGUUGAUGUUUCCAAAGUAGUAAAUAGUAUUUUUUUUUUUAAAUCUCCAAAUGAACAUUUUACAAACGUCAUAAAUGUUUACGAUGACCUACUUUUUUUUUUUUUUUUUUUUUAGGAGGGUGGGGUCAGAGAUGAAAUAAAACUUGCGUGGUAUAUCAUCACUAAAGUGUGUGUCAAUAAUAGCAAAAUGUAUGGUGCCAUGAAAGAAAACAAGCGAAAGUGUUGAAGACACAGGGCCGAUUUCUUCUUUUGCAUACACUAUAUUUGUACAUAAUAUUUUUGUGUGUUGGUCUCGGCGUUGGAAAAAAAAAUGUGAUGUGGUUGAGGCAAAGACAUUAUGCACCUUUUCCCAAAUUAAAAUUGUCCAUGGUGUCUUGAUGAGAUGUCUGUGGCAUGAUUUUAUGAAAAUAGCUCGAGGUUCAAGAGUUCGAUUUUUGUCCCGUAUUUCAGAAGCUAACGCGCCCCUGAAAGGACUCACAAAUGCAAGUUUAGAAGUUGUCGCAAAAUAUAUUUGGCUGUAACUCUGAAAUCCGAUGGUCCAUGAAGGCAUCUUUCACAAGGCUGAAUAUGAUUGGUGGAGAAUGCGGAAGCCAGCAUGAUACGUGGGUGAGAUGAAUUGCUGUUCUAAAAAUACGCGUAAUUUUUUUUU